This is a messenger RNA of Pelodiscus sinensis (Chinese soft-shelled turtle), 2645 nucleotides long. The record is from RefSeq and is a predicted model, not a curated record. NCBI's taxonomy places the organism in Eukaryota, Metazoa, Chordata, Testudines, Trionychidae.
GAGGGCAGGCCAACUUAUAGCCAUUGCAGUAAUUACUGCAGUGGCUGAUGUCCAUACUACCAUCCUUCUGUUGGUGGUGUGCAUUCUCACCAGGAGCUGUGUUGUGGGAUGAGAACCAGAGCUUCUCCCUCCUCACUGGAACCCAGCUGUUCCCCAGGGCUCUUGGCUCUCCACUUUCAACUGGGAAUAUCACCUACUCCCCUUUCUCUUACCUGGAUUCCUGUCUCUGCACGUGUGAAAUGUUCGGGAUCAGAUCCGCGUCAGGACGACUGAAACUUGCUGGAUGCUUCCCACAAUGCCCUGGAUUCUGGAAGGAUCUAGCCACUCCAAGCACGCCGAGGAGAGCUCUGAUUCUGCCUGGCUUGUUCCUUGGCAACUUUAAAGAUGCUAGAGAUGCAGAGCAACUGAGCAAGAAUAAUGUUACACACAUUCUGUCAAUCCAUGACAGUGCUAGGCCUAUGCUUGAGGGAGGUACGUAUCUGUGCAUGCCUGCUGCUGAUUCGCCCUCUCAGGAUUUAACGAGACAUUUCAAAGAGAGCAUCAAGUUUAUUCAUGAGUGCCGGCAGAGCAGAGAGGGCUGUCUUGUUCACUGUCUCGCUGGGGUCUCUAGGAGUGUAACUUUGGUAGUUGCUUACAUCAUGACAAUCACAGACUUUGGCUGGGAAGAUGCACUGUCUGUUGUACGAGCAUCAAGAUCCUGUGCCAAUCCUAACAUGGGUUUCCAGAGGCAGCUACAGGAGUUUGAAAAGCAUGAUGUGGACCAUUUCAGGCAGUGGCUGAAGGAGGAAUAUGGAGAAAGUUCUUUGCAGGAUGAGCAAGAAGCCAAAACUCUUCUGAGUAAAUAUAAGGAGCAGGCAGCGACACAGCCAAGUACCAGUGGGAGACAGUGGAAUAAUAACUUUUCCUCGCUGCCGUCCCUGUCAUACAACUAUACAACAGAGACGUAAUCAUUCUAGGCUGGAUUCAUUUUUUUUUCUCAUCCCUGUUUAAAAACAGAUGUCACCCGAGUCUCCUCCACACUCUACAGAAGUCAUGCAAGCUGUGCCUUGUGGAAAGCUUGAUGAAAAUACUAUAUAGUGCAUGUGUGUGUAUUUGAUACAGUUUUACAGUUUUAUGUAAAAGCACUCUCUCUCUCUGUAACCUUCUCUGGUGAGAGGUAUCCCUUUUGUCAAGUUCUCACUACCCUCAGACUCCACCCCCUUUGUAAUAUGCGCCUCUAAUAUGCAUUCAUGUACGCAUGAUAACAUUGCCUCCAAAGAAUGAGCUUCCAAAGUGUGUGAGCACUUACGUAUUUUUUGCUUGUGCUUCACAUUGCUGUUUGACCUUAGCUACCUCAAAAAAUGCUGUUCAUGUCACUGCGGUUGUAAAUGCAACUUUGAAAAUUGCAUCAUAUAAUCUUGAUUUCGCACGUGAUGAAUGCAAAGUGUGUGUUUCAUGAUUUUUUUGUGUGUGAAAGCUUUAUGGGUUUUAUUUAAAUUAUUCAUAGUUGUCACUAGUUGGGAUUAAAAAUGAGGUAGGAAGAUUUGAGAUGUGUAAAUUCCAUCUAUUUUGCCAAUAUAAAACCAGUGGUCAAGUUUGUCAGUGUGCACAUGCAAGCUAAAUUUUAAAUCGGAGUAAAAAAAACUAGAGGUCAAAUUCUGCUUCUGAUGUAAAUCUGGAAGAGCUCGAUUGAUUUAGUUGGAAUUAUUCUGGAUUUAUAACAGUGUCACUACAAACAAAUUUAAUGAAGUGUUUCCAGAUUUACACUGGUGUUAUGGUGAGGAGAAUUGGAUACAAUGUCCUUACUUUUAGUCUUUGAUUCAGAGCAUGCAGGGUUUUUGCUUAAAGAUUUCAGAACAGAGAAGGAAACUCCCAGCCUGCAAGGAUUUUUUAAAAGAAAUAUACAAUGAAUGAUGAAUGCCCCAGUCAUCCAGAGUAAGACAGAGAUUCAGCACAUUAUACUUGACCUGAUUUUUAAAAAAAUGUUUUGUCCUUUGAUACCCUAAUUUAGAAACAUUUAACAUGCUGUUUGAUGCAAGCUGACAAUGUCUUCACACAGUGAUGAGCGCUGGGAUGAACUGUAAGGAUAAAGUAAGCCCCCAAAUAUUUUGGUAUCUUACUGAUUUUAAUGGAAUGGAAAGUAUGGAUAUAAAAUCCAUCAAUGAAAAAUUAGGAUUUAUACAAUUAUUAUAUUCCAGCUCCAAUCUGCACCAAAAUUCUAUGUUUGGGGCCUCAUCACACAACAAGUUGUUGGUGUAUUGGUGGCAGGUGUUGGGAUAUUAUAGGACUUAGAAAAGCCUUACCCUUUGUUUCCAACCUAAUAGCUUGCUGAAUUCUAUGCGUGUAUGUGUUACAUAAUCUUUGACAGCCACCAUGAUUAAUAGAUAACACUUGGCUAGCAAGCAGACAGGUAACUGUAUAUGAAUUUCAAUAGGUGAAAAGGUUUGCCUAAGACUGUACUAAAUUGUGCUGUCAUGCACAGUCCCUAGUUUUUGUGGAUUGGAGACUUUCCUCUUUGUAAAAAUCUUACACACAGGACUGAGAGUGAUGAUCUCCUUGUUCAAACCUGUAGUCACAAGACGAUGUGUAUGGCAAAAGAUUUCCAUGUGUUUACAGCAAAAGUAGUGUGUGUGUGUGCGUGUGUAUGUGUUACCUUAUACUGAGAA